AGUCGAUAAGAUUAACUCAUUCUGUUCACAUCAAACUUUAAAUAUAAAAGAUGUUGAACAUUGAAAAUUCUUUCUUCCUUCAGCACUGGGAAAUUGUUGUGAUUUCCGUUUCAAUUGUUUAUUUUAUAUUAAAAUUGAGAGAUAAUCAAAAGAGUUCAGCAGUUGAAACAAAUCAACAGCAGGUUAAUGAUGAAGAAACGAUCGAUAACGAUGCUAAAGAUGGCGAGGUUGAUACCGGAGACGAUGAAUUGUCGCCGUCUCUGGAAGUUGUCAAUCACAUUCCAUAUCGAGGUGCUUCAGUUGUAUUAAAGGGCGGAGUUGAUGAGUUUUAUAACAUGGUAAAUAAUCGUCGAAGCAUUCGUAUGAUCAGUAAUAAGCCUGUCGAUAUUGAGAUUGUCAAGAAAUGCAUUCAUGCAGCUGGAACAUCACCAAGUGGAGCACACACAGAGCCGUGGACAUUUUGUCUCAUUAAGAGCGCUGACGUUAAGAAGCAAAUCCGCGAAAUAAUUGAAGCAGAAGAAUACAUGAACUACAAACAGCGAAUGUCAAAGCAAUGGACAGCUGAUCUUAAGCCUCUACGAACAAAUCAUAUUAAAGAAUAUCUCACAGAAGCGCCAUAUUUGAUUCUUGUCUUUAAACAAGCUUUUGGAUUCAAGGCAAACGGUGAAAGGAAGACUCAUUACUACAAUGAAAUAUCGACUUCAAUUGCAGUUGGCAUCUUACUCAGCGCUUUACAAUCAGCUGGUUUAUCAUCAUUAACAACAACACCACUGAAUUGUGGACCUGCUUUGAGAUCAUUGUUGAAUCGUCCACAAAAUGAGAAACUUUUGGUCUUACUUCCCGUUGGUUACCCAACAGAUAAUUGCGAAGUUCCUGAUUUGAAGAGAAAAGGUCUCGAUGAAAUUAUGGAAAUUUAUUAAAAGCAUCUUCUUUGCAUCACAUCACGUAAGACAUUCAGUCAGUAUUUCUGGGAUUUCAAUCUUCCUAAAUUUAAUUGAGUUUACGACGGCCACAAGCCAAUUUGAUGCUUUCUUAUAAAUAACAAAUGACUUUAGGCUUUCUCGUGAUGCUUUGGAAAUUCCUUGUCAGUUUCAUUUUAACGAAAAUAAAACAGAAAAGAAAUA
Molecule: messenger RNA, 1124 nt
Organism: Clunio marinus
Lineage: Eukaryota; Metazoa; Arthropoda; Insecta; Diptera; Chironomidae
Source: the annotation of a GenBank genome assembly